Messenger RNA from Lingula anatina, 426 nucleotides. RefSeq names its product putative defense protein 3. Gene Ontology annotation, cellular component: membrane. NCBI's taxonomy places the organism in Eukaryota, Metazoa, Brachiopoda, Lingulata, Lingulida, Lingulidae. The record is from RefSeq and is a predicted model, not a curated record.
AUGACUUGGGGUGUCAAAGGUGUGAAAGGGUACCCCACGGGCGCCCCACAGGACGCGUGUGGAGCUAUGUUGCCUUACCAUGGACCUCAAGGUGACGACCAAUUAUAUCCCAGCCAGACAGGCCCAGCUCCUUACACCAUACAAGUCGCAUCCCAUCAUGGGACCUACUUGCCGGGCAAGGCGAUGAACGUGACUCUCAUUGGCAAUGUUGCUUUCAAAGGCUUUUUGUUGCAAGCGAGAGUAACGAAAGGCAACACCCAAGUGGGCACGUGGUCUAUUCCCAGUGCUAUAUCUGCGCAUGCGCGUCACGUGGCAUGCGGCUGCCAUGACGGAGCCGUGACGCACAGGAACAAUACAGAUAAGAGAGCCCUUACGUUUAUGUGGAAUGCGCCCCCUGUCGGUACCGGGGACGUGAAAUUUGUGUAA